AGAUGACCAACGUGAUUGGCUGAAGUGUCGGAAGAUGUAAUAGCGUGCCAUCGUUCCAUCGCUCUUCAGGGAGCCGCACAGGGAGUUGUCAGUGUGUCAACCGGCUCUCUGCGCCUGUCACCGGGAGGCUCACUCUCAGCCAUCGUCUUUAGCUCUGUUGCACCAUGCUGACCCACCUCUUCCGUAUGCACGGCCUCCUGGUGGCCUCCCACCCCUGGGAGGUGAUCGUUGGCACAGUCACCCUCACCAUCUGUAUGAUGUCCAUGAACAUGUUCACUGGAAAUGACCAGAUCUGUGGCUGGAAUUUUGACUGCCCCAAAACAGAAGAGCAAAUUCUGAGCAGCGACAUCAUCAUCCUGACCAUCACACGUUGCAUUGCCAUCGUCUAUAUCUACUUCCAGUUCCAGAACUUGAGACAACUAGGUUCCAAAUAUAUUUUAGGCAUUGCUGGUCUUUUUACCAUAUUCUCUAGCUUUGUAUUCAGCACGGUGGUCAUUCACUUUCUUGAUAAAGAGCUCACAGGACUAAAUGAGGCGUUGCCCUUCUUCCUGCUUCUCAUCGACCUCUCCAAAGCAUGCGCUCUUGCCAAGUUUGCCCUGAGCUCCAGUUCUCAGGAUGAAGUGAGGGACAACAUUGCUCGUGGUAUGGCAGUACUGGGACCUACCUUCACUCUGGAUGCCCUGGUGGAGUGCUUAGUGAUUGGCGUGGGAACCAUGUCAGGUGUGCGGCAGUUGGAAAUCAUGUGCUGCUUUGGCUGCAUGUCCGUCUUGGCCAACUACUUUGUGUUCAUGACUUUCUUCCCUGCGUGUGUCUCACUGGUGCUGGAGUUGUCCCGUGAGAGUCAGGAGGGCCAUCCUAUUUGGCAGCUGAGCCACUUCUCCAGAGUGAUGGAAGAAGAGGAGGACAACAAACCCAACCCUGUAUCCCAGAGAGUCAAAAUGAUCAUGUCUCUGGGCCUGGUUAUGGUUCACGCCCACAGCCGCUGGAUCGCUGAGCCCUUGUCCAUCAACACCACAGUGGGCAUGCCACAGGUCGGCAUGGAACUGGACCACCUCUCGCCCAGGAGGAUUGAGCCAGAGAAACCACUUUGGCAUUUCUACCUCACCAGGAUGAUAACCAUGGACAUAGAGCAGGUGAUCUGUCUAGCCUUGGCUCUGCUGCUGGCCAUCAAGUACAUCUUCUUUGAGCAGGUUGAGAUGGAGUCUACGCUGUCACUGAAGAACCCCAUCACUAUGUCUGCUCCUGCCCUGACCCCACGGCGGCCCAUUGACACCUGCUGCAGGAAAGAGCCGUCUCCUCCCCGGCCCCUGGCCCCUGCCCAGAGUGAGCCUGCCCCAGUGCCCUCCAGCAAGGCAGAGAAAGAUGAGGUUAUCCGGCCCCUGUCCACCCCGGCCACAGAUCCCCAGCCAAAGAGCUUCUUUGUUGUGGGGGAGGAAGAAGAAGAGCUCAAGCCCAAAACCGAUCAGCCGAUUCUCCCCCCAAAGCCCAGAGACUUGGACGAAUGUGUGGCCAUCCUCAACAACCCUGAGCUGGGGCCUCGUUUUCUGAGUGAUGCUGAGGUGAUGCUGUUGGUCAACUCAAAACACAUCCCUGCAUACAAACUGGAGGCCAUGAUGGAGAGACCAGAGAGAGGAGUGGCCAUACGAAGACAGAUGAUAUCUGCAAAGCUUCCCUCUCCUUCUGCACUCUCCUCCCUGCCAUACACCGACUAUGACUACUCCAAGGUUAUGGGCGCCUGCUGUGAGAAUGUGAUUGGCUACAUGCCCGUUCCCGUGGGUGUGGCUGGACCACUGCACCUAGAUGGGAAGCAGUUCCAGGUUCCCCUGGCAACCACAGAGGGCUGUUUGGUUGCCAGUACCAACCGCGGUUGUCGAGCAAUUGCUAUGGGAGGUGGAGCCAGAAGUCGUAUCCUGGCGGACAGCAUGACUCGAGGACCCGUGGUCAGGCUGCCCUCUGCCUGCCAGGCUGCUGAGGUCAAGGCCUGGCUGGAGAGCGCAGACGGUUUCCAGCUCAUCAAAGAUGCCUUUGACAACACCAGCAGGUUUGCUCGGCUCCAGAAGCUGCUGGUUGGUCUGGCUGGGAGAAAUCUCUACAUCCGCUUCCAUUCCAAGACCGGUGAUGCCAUGGGAAUGAAUAUGAUCUCUAAGGGUACAGAGCAGGCUCUGUGCAGACUGCGGCAGCACUUCCCGGAGCUGCAGGUGGUGGCUGUCAGUGGGAACUACUGCACCGAUAAGAAACCAGCAGCCAUCAACUGGAUCGAAGGCAGGGGCAAGUCUGCUGUCUGUGAGGCCACCAUCCCUGCUAAAGUAGUCAGAGAGGUUUUGAAAACAACAACAGAAGCUCUGGUGGAGGUGAACAUCAGUAAGAACCUGGUGGGCUCAGCCAUGGCGGGCAGCAUUGGAGGAUAUAACGCACACGCAGCCAACCUGGUGGCUGCCAUCUACAUAGCCUGCGGACAGGAUCCAGCACAGUCAGUGGGCAGCAGUAACUGCAUCACCCUGAUGGAGGCAUCAGGACCAACAGGGGAGGACCUCUACAUCAGCUGCACCAUGCCUUCUAUAGAGUUAGGCACUGUAGGAGGGGGCACCAACCUGCCCCCUCAGCAAGCCUGCCUCCAGAUGCUGGGUGUACAGGGAGCCUGUCAGGACUGUCCAGGGGAGAACGCCCGCCAGCUGGCCAGGGUUGUGUGUGCCACCGUGUUGGCUGGAGAGCUCUCACUGAUGGCUGCUCUGGCUGCAGGCCACCUGGUCAAGAGUCACAUGACACACAACAGAUCCAAGGUGAACCUACAGGAGACUCCAGGAACAUGUACCAAGAAGGCCUCCUGAGAGCCUGAGAGCUGUGUGGCCUCCCUCAGUGAGCCCGAGUCACUGGGUGGAGCAUAACCCAGGGAAAGAAGGACAGUUUGAAAGGGACUAAUCAUUUGUUCAGUGAAAACAGACCUCAGAAGUCUUCCAAGUGCUUUCACAGAGUGUCUUUUCACCAAUCUCUAUGCUGGCUAUGAAAAGGAUCCAAACAAGUGAACCAGACUAUUCAGUGGGAAUAUAUUCAUUUUCUGUAUGUUUGUAUCUUGUGGAGGUGGCUAGGAGUGGUGAAACACUUCUUGCUUUUUCCACAUUCAAGACUGGGUUCAAAUGAAACAUGUCUGCUGUCCUGUUGCCAAAUGGAGCAUUGUGAACACAGAAACAAUGGUACCUACAAGGUGAAUGUUCUUGGCUCUGCAUGGGAAUCUGCAUCAUAUGAUUUCUUCAUCAGGGUGGUUUGUAAAAGCUAAGAUCAAGACCACAUAGUGUUACAGUUGUAAACUGGCUUUAGGAAUGAAUGAAUAAAUAUAUAAAAGAAUCAUUAUCUGGAUCCAAGAGGCACUUUAGAACUAAGACUUCAAAUCUCUCAAGAGAAAUUCCAGUAUUUUUAAACCUGGGCCCAGUAUUGGCACAUUAAUUUGGUUUAUAACUGAUUCAUACUUUCUAAAAGGUUUGGCAUUGGUCUAGUAGACCUCAGAUGACUUUUUUGCCACACAAACCCUGCCAUUCUUACUAUGAGUAUCUGAGAACAUUGCAGAAAGAUUCCCACCAGAGACGGUAGGGAAUCCUUUCUGUUUGAGAGGUCGGACAAUCAGGAUAACAAUCUCAGCCCCUAAGUGACAACAAAAACACUUUUUUUGUGGGUGUAACAGGAUUAUGUUCCAGCCAUCACAGCAAGCUAAGACGAGCUACUGGACCAGUUUUAAAACUUGCAUGAAUCACUUACACACCUCAAUAUGUAAAUAUAGAGCCCAGGAUUAAAAAUAGGAGAACUCCCCUUUAAAGGCUGAGUUGAUCUCCUGUAUGUAUAAAACAGGUGAGGACAAAAUGAUUGUGUCCCUCAGAAAAAGGAAAGGAUGAUCAAAAAAAGGCUUCAAGUGCCUGUACUGCUAAUGUGACCAUGCAACAAAUCAUUCACAUUGAAAAUACUGUAUAAUUGAUGUAAAGAAAGAAAACUAAAGGCUCAGCUGACUGCACUGCGUGUCCAAUACCAAAAAGAAAUUACUUUAAAGAACAGUGUGUUUCAGUGCCCAUUCACUACAGAUACAAACUUGCAGAGACUUGAAGUGUCAGGUACUGUAAUCCAUCACAUUAUAAAUGCUUUUAAACAAAAGUUCUGUUGUCAGUGUGUGAUGAUGCAGUGACAGAAAUCUCAUUAGUAUACAACGCUGAUGUAAUGUGAUGUACUACAGGUGGGAUGGGAUUCAAAUGAAUUCAGUCAUAGUGAGUCUUCCUGAUCUGGAUGACAAAUAUUUUGAAUAUAUUUUGUAAUAAAUACAAAAGAACUUAACAAUGA
Molecule: messenger RNA, 4320 nt
Organism: Scatophagus argus
Lineage: Eukaryota; Metazoa; Chordata; Actinopteri; Scatophagidae
Product: 3-hydroxy-3-methylglutaryl-coenzyme A reductase-like
Exons: 20
Coding region: 165-2828 (887 amino acids)
Biological process (GO): coenzyme A metabolic process; isoprenoid biosynthetic process; sterol biosynthetic process
Cellular component (GO): peroxisomal membrane; endoplasmic reticulum membrane
Molecular function (GO): NADP binding; hydroxymethylglutaryl-CoA reductase (NADPH) activity; protein binding
Source: RefSeq, a predicted model, not a curated record